Molecule: messenger RNA, 5924 nt
Organism: Coregonus sp. 'balchen'
Lineage: Eukaryota; Metazoa; Chordata; Actinopteri; Salmoniformes; Salmonidae
Source: the annotation of a GenBank genome assembly
AUGUGGAAAUUGAACAGUUAGCAAGAAGUAUAGCUGGGUUACCAAUAUUUGCCUUUUCUGUAUUCCACUAGAAUUUCUAGUGAUCAUCAUGAUUCAUGGUCAAAGCCUGUCACACAUCCCAAGCAUCCUGCCAUUGACUUAUUCUCUCAUCAGCACAUAUGGCGUCUCGGAAGAAGGUGCUACUUAAGGUCAUAAUCCUUGGAGACUCAGGGUGAGUUGAAAACUUGCAUUUUGAAACCUGUUCAUUCCAAAUUAUCCUUCCCACAGAUCAGUCUUACUUACUUCAUGUACACUGGGUUUCCCCCAUUUGUUGGUUAAUGUGCCUAAAGAUGAUUUGACCUAAUUUUGUCCCUGCAUAUGUUUGCUCAUCAGUCUCCUCUCUAUCUCCACACUGACAGAGUUGGAAAGACCUCUCUCAUGAAGCAAUAUGUGAAUAAGAAGUUCAGCAAUCAGUAUAAGGCCACAAUCGGUGCUGACUUUCUUACAAAAUAAGUGAUGGUGGAUGACAGGCUGGUGACAAUGCAGGUAAUGGACUCAGCCUAUCUCUAUCCUUGACCAUGCAUAUUUUCUAACAUAUACAGUGGGGGGGGAAAGUAUUUAGUCAGCCACCAAUUGUGCAAGUUCUCCCACUUAAAAAGAUGAGAGAGGCCUGUAAUUUUCAUCAUAGGUACACAUCAACUACAGUGGGGAAAAAAAGUAUUUAGUCAGCCACCAAUUGUGCAAGUUCUCCCACUUAAAAAGAUGAGAGAGGCCUGUAAUUUUCAUCAUAGGUACACGUCAACUAUGACAGACAAAUUGAGAGAAAAAAAUCCAGAAAAUCACAUUGUAGGAUUUUUAAUGAAUUUAUUUGCAAAUUAUGGUGGAAAAUAAGUAUUUGGUCACCUACAAACAAGCAAGAUUUCUGGCUCUCACAGACCUGUAACUUCUUCUUUAAGAGGCUCCUCUGUCCUCCACUCGUUACCUGUAUUAAUGGCACCUGUUUGAAGUUGUUAUCAGUAUAAAAGACACCUGUCCACAACCUCAAACAGUCACACUCCAAACUCCACUAUGGCCAAGACCAAAGAGCUGUCAAAGGACACCAGAAACAAAAUUGUAGACCUGCACCAGGCUGGGAAGACUGAAUCUGCAAUAGGUAAGCAGCUUGGUUUGAAGAAAUCAACUGUGGGAGCAAUUAUUAGGAAAUGGAAGACAUACAAGACCACUGAUAAUCUCCCUCGAUCUGGGGCUCCACGCAAGAUCUCACCCCGUGGGGUCAAAAUGAUUACAAGAACGGUGAGCAAAAAUCCCAGAACCACACGGGGGGACCUAGUGAAUGACCUGCAGAGAGCUGGGACCAAAGUAACAAAGCCUACCAUCAGUAACACACUACGCCGCCAGGGACUCAAAUCCUGCAGUGCCAGACGUGUCCCCCUGCUUAAGCCAGUACAUGUCCAGGCCCGUCUGAAGUUUGCUAGAGUGCAUUUGGAUGAUCCAGAAGAGGAUUGGGAGAAUGUCAUAUGGUCAGAUGAAACCAAAAUAUAACUUUUUGGUAAAAACUCAACUCGUUGUGUUUGGAGGACAAAGAAUGCUGAGUUGCAUCCAAAGAACACCAUACCUACUGUGAAGCAUGGGGGUGGAAACAUCAUGCUUUGGGGCUGUUUUUCUGCAAAGGGACCAGGACGACUGAUCCGUGUAAAGGAAAGAAUGAAUGGGGCCAUGUAUUGUGAGAUUUUGAGUGAAAACCUCCUUCCAUCAGCAAGGGCAUUGAAGAUGAAACAUGGCUGGGUCUUUCAGCAUGACAAUGAUCCCAAACACACCGCCCGGGCAACGAAGGAGUGGCUUCGUAAGAUGCAUUUCAAGGUCCUGGAGUGGCCUAGCCAGUCUCCAGAUCUCAACCCCAUAGAAAAUCUUUGGAGGGAGUUGAAAGUUUGUGUUGCCCAGCGACAGCCCCAAAACAUCACUGCUCUAGAGGAGAUCUGCAUGGAGGAAUGGGCCAAAAUACCAGCAACAGUGUGUGAAAACCUUGUGAAGACUUACAGAAAACGUGUGACCUGUGUCAUUGCCAACAAAGGGUAUAUAACAAAGUAUUGAGAAACUUUUGUUAUUGACCAAAUACUUAUUUUCCACCAUAAUUUGCAAAUAAAUUCAUAAAAAAUCCUACAAUGUGAUUUUUCUGGAUUUUUUUUCCUCAUUUUGUCUGUCAUAGUUGACGUGUACCUAUGAUGAAAAUUACAGGCCUCUCUCAUCUUUUUAAGUGGGAGAAAUUGCACAAUUGGUGGCUGACUAAAUACUUUUUUCCCCCACUGUAUGUAUAGUAUAUCAACGUCCUAAUCAGUGGCGAUUUUAGCAUAUAAAUCUUAAUGGUGCAAACACAAGCAAUUUGUUUUACAACACAACACUAAACAAUACAUUAAAUGCACUAUAACGGUGACAAACGGUGCCCAAAAAAGCUUUCCUUUCAGCACCAUAGAGUGAAUCCUUACCACUGCUACACCUGGCUAUCAUUCAGCCUCAUUUACUGACUUUUUAAAAACCUUAGCUGAUAUUGCUGACUUGCUUAAACAAAUAUGGUUUCUACUGACUCCUUGUAGAUUUGUGUAACUCGAAUAAGAACCGCCUUUUCCUUCUAUAAUAAUAACGAAUGGUGACUUAAGUUUUGAACCAUACAAACAUUAUUACAUUUAUGUUCAAUAAAUGUGUUCUUAUAUCAUUAACACUUAGAGCUAAGUAUAAGCAAGUGCAAGCAAACGAGCUGCGAUGAGGUAGGCCUAUUUGUUCAGCUCUUUCUAAAUGGACAGCGACACAUUGAUAGAUUUUAGUUCAGAUAAAUUUAGCAAGAUGUUGAGGCCUUAACUUUACUUUUUUUUUUUAAGUCACCACACAGAGAGAGACGGACUCAGCGGUUAGCCUACCAUUUGAAAUAUUUUAUUAUGUGGUCUAAAAAGGAAGGAAAAUAGAAUCACAAGGAUCCACUUUUAUAGACAAUAUGCCGACGCACACAGUGCAUUGUGCAAACAAAACAACCCUCGCAAUAUCAACUGGAAUUACAUGGGUCUAUUACUGAACCUUUUGUUGAAAAAAAUAUAUUGGAAUGGGAAGAGACUGUCAAACAUGGUUACAGACCCAACAACAUUAAAUAGUAUCCCCUCCCUGUGAAUAAAAGCACAUUAGCUAAUUAUAAUGCACAAAGUAAGCAAAACAAUUAAAUGCACCAUUCUAACAUUGCCUAAAAUGAUGAAUGAGAUACUAAUGAGAUGGACCUAUAUAAGGUCCUUCUUGUGGGCAAACUUGUGCAAUUGCCACACUUUAAUGUGUGCUAUAUUUUUGGCAAGCAGGUACCUAUUCUCCUCUGUUUAUUGGUUGUGAAGGUCAGGGCUUGUCUAUAUGGGGUGUCUAGCUGAGCCACAAUGUUUGAUUUCCCCAGUAAUCCGAGUUUAAAGGUCCUGAACAGUCAUUCUGAAAAUUACUUUUUCUCUCAUGGCUAACUACCAGGAAGAUUGAAAAGACCGGCUGUGGCCAGGAAGCUUAUAUUAACGAGCUCGACUUGACUGACGGUUCUUUCAAACGCCUAUGUCAAGCAACUUGGAUGCACUCAAAGAAAGAGACCAAGUUUGUAUGCUGCUGUAUUAACUCAACCAUGAGACAUCCAUGUCUUCAUCACUGGAAACGAUAAAUAGUUGAGUUUGAUAUCAUUAACAAAUAGGGUUGUCAAACUAUUAAAACAUUUCUUGAAUAAAAAGUUUUAAAGUAAUUAAAUAGUUUUACCUUUAACGUCAAUUAUCUAAAAACGCGUAAACGCCUCCCCAAAUAUUUUGCAUAUGUUGUAGCUUAGACCCUAUUUACAUCAUCUGAGGUGUUUGUGUUGUGCCCGUCAUCAGUUGAGACAGCAUACUCUUGAAUACAGUGUGGGUCUCAUUUCAAUCAUAGAAAUAUAAUUAAUAGAAUGUACAUAUCCCUUCAGACCACUGCAAUUUAGCUGGUACAUCAUUAAAAUGUUCACUUCCAAUUACUACCACAGAGAUGGCCGCCGGUCAACCCACAGUUGAACGUCAACUUAAAUGGGAAUGUAUAUUAAAUUAUCUAUAUUUCUAUUAUUUCAAAAGGGUUCCUAUGGAAGAUUGACCGUAUAAUUUAAAACUACUAAAAUUCCCAUUCGUCAACAUUUUCUGAUGUGUGGACCUCCAACCAUCUUUGUGGUACAUUUAUCAGCCAAAACAUGACACCCACCCUCUAUUCAAGAGCAACACCUCAGAUUAUGUAAAAUAGGUUUAAGCUAAAAUACAUGCAAAAAUGAUAGUUUACACAUUUUUAGAUAAUUGACCAUUUCUAUUAAACAAUUUUAAAAGAAAUUAUAGAUUAGUUUGACAACCCUGUUUUGUAAGCUUUGAAAUGAUAUCAAACACAACCGUUUAUCUUUUCCAGAAUUGAAGGAAUGGAUGUCUCAUGGAGUGGGGUCUCCAAAAUGGGUCAACUUUGAGUACAUCUGUCUCCUAAAUGUUUUGGCAUUCAGGUCCAAAAAGUUACUUUCUGACCUCUUCUACCAUGUAGUGUAUGGAAAGUUUCAUUCAAAUCAAAGGGGUGCGGUUAAAAUGUGAUUGAAAUCAAAUGGAACAACCCUACAACAAAACAUUUUAGACUGUGUUAACACAGGCAGCCCAAUUCUGAUCCAUUUGCCCAAUUAUUGCCAAAAGAUCUGAUCUGAUUGGUCCAACGACCGAUAAUUGGGAAAAAGAUUAGAAUUGGACUAUUUGUGUAAACGCAGCCUAAGUCAAUCCUUUCUCUAUUAUGUAACAUGGUCCCUUUGGUUGUCUUGAGGUGCAUGUAGUGGUGAGUUCAGUUGUUGUGAAUUUCAUCAUUUUUUACUAGCUCUGGGACACUGCAGGGCAGGAGAGAUUCCAGUCGUUGGGCGUUGCUUUCUAUCGAGGUGCAGACUGUUGUGUCCUUGUGUAUGAUGUUACCGCUCCCAAACACCUUCAAGACUCUUGAAAGAUGGCGAGACGAGUUCCUGAUUCAAGCCAGCCCUUGUGACCCAGAGAACUUCCCUUCGUUGUGCUCGGCAACAAGAUUGACUUGGAGAACAGGCAGGUCUGUGCAUAUGCCCAGAUGUGUGAAUUAUGUGAAGUUGUGCCAUGCUGCAUAGUUACCUCAAAGUUUUUGGUUUGCUGUGUAAAAUGUAAUUUGUAAAUAUAAAUAUUAUAUUACUGACCAGGUGACGACCAAGCGAGCCCAGGCGUGGUGUACAAGUAAAAGCAGUAUACCAUAUUUCGAGACAAGUGCGAAGGAGGCCAUUUAAUGUUGAUCAAGCCUUCCAGACUAUUUGCCGAAAUGCUCUCAAACAGGUAGGCUUAUGCUGAUUGAAUUUAGAUAAUGUUAAACUAAUGACACAACUUUCACACUCAAAGAACAAUUGAUUGAUACAGAUACAAACAUGCAUUCACAGACAAAGCUUUUUUUUCAUUUCUAGGAAUCAGAAGUAAAGACUUCUGAUUUCCCAGAUCAGACUGAGGGAUGACACACCAGCCUCCUCCAGUGAUGGCUGCAGCUGCUGAGGAAGGAAAAAUGAUGAAUCCACAUUUAUGUUUGAUUGAAGGGGGGGAGACUACAAGAAUGUACAUUCCUACCGUUUUAUGUCUUCCCAUACGAGAGAUCUCAUAUGAAAAAUGCAAAUCUCCCCGUUUUUCUCUUUGAAGUCGUUUUUCUCCGUGACACAAACUGAACAUCAGUUACAUCAAUUUCAGUCUUUUCACCAAGACAACUGGCUUUGUACUUGUCAAACAUUUGUUUUUGAUACUCAUCAGUCAUGCCAUAACAUACAUUUUCUCAGGGAGACAUCCAAUGCAGAUUCUCCCUUGUCAACAUGCCUUCCAUUUUGGUUGUGUUCACGGUGUUUGUCAUGGCAGUCAUAACUACUAUUCUUCCCCUUUUUAAAGAACUUGGUGUCACAU